Hyaloscypha bicolor E is the source of this 1362-nucleotide messenger RNA. RefSeq lists its product as uncharacterized. The transcript is spliced from 4 exons. Lineage: Eukaryota; Fungi; Ascomycota; Leotiomycetes; Helotiales; Hyaloscyphaceae. The record is from RefSeq and is a predicted model, not a curated record. The coding region runs from base 1 to 1362 and encodes 453 amino acids.
AUGGGCAAUGCCACUUCGACAAUAGCGAGCUAUCUGGCAACAGAUUGUGCUAGCCCGCUAGCCAAAACCCCUCUUAACUGCUUGACAACUUUCACCGAUAGUAGCAACUCCACUGUUGCAUAUUUUGGCAACGUUGCAUUUGGAACUUUCCAAGCAGACCCAGACGUGGCUGGAAUAGGGACCAUAAUCUCAUUCGUUGUGCCGAGCGCCAUACUCUUUCUCUGCAGCUUGUUGAUUAUCGUGCCACGGUUGGUACCCAUACCACCUCUACGAAAUAUUCCAAUUCCCCGUCCUGCACCUGAGCCCAAAUAUAAGCUCAACCGGGUUGAAAAAUGGAUCGCGAACCAUGUCCCUCUCCCUUACCAUCCACCGUAUCCAUAUCCUCUUUAUUCCACGCCUACUCCAACCUACAUGGGCCCCGCGACACCUGCAAACCCUGAUAAUAUCUCGCACUACCAGUCAUCAUUAAAGCCUUCAGAGUCGAACGAGUUAUCGGCGAAGAAAGACCCAAUCGAGCGCGAUCAUGCGUUUUAUGACAUACUAGAAGCAACCAUGUUGUGCAUUUCCGACGGACAGAUCCUUCUCUCGCUGGCUUUCAGCAUGAGUUUCAUGGCCACCGACAACAGAUGCACAACAUCACAAUACCACUUCAAGGUCGGGCUCAACUUGUGGCUCAAAGCUACCACCAGCGCUGUCCUGUCCUUUGCUAUGGUUCGCCACUAUUUCCGAUCCUUUUUGUCAGCGAUAUUUCGCUUGGUGGCGUUGAUAGGGUCGUUGAUUUUCUCCCUUGGGUUGCCUCUCAUGCUCCAGGUGAACUCCGGCUUUGCCUCGGAAAUCACCCCCUCCGACCACCGGGGCAGCAGUCAAAUCUUUCUGAACGCGUUGUGCUUCAUGGACCCAUCGUUCAGAAAGGUCGUUGUGGAUGACCAAAUCAAUAACCAGGCCGUGAUCGGUAAUUGCCUCACACACCCUGAGUUGUCACAAGAGUUUAUAUCUUGGGCAGUGACCUGCAUUAUCUGGGCCAUUAUUAUGCUCGGCCGUUUCGGCCGUCGUGCGACGAGACCGUUUCGUGAGGAAACUGAUCCUAGCCCUGACCCUGACAGUAAGAGUCGGGCUGUGUUAAUGUUUUGGUUAUUUCUGAUGUUGGUAUGGUGUUUUGCGGUUGGCGUUUUCAGUUACAGGACCUUCUGGAUCUUAAACCUUCGCCGUUGGGUAGCAUCUUCUCCGUGGAUAGAAGACCCCAGUGCGGAGACUCAUGUUCGGACUUUUGGGCAGUUUGCCGCCCUCUUUUCCAUGGCUAGCAUACUACUCGCUGCACUAGACCAGAAUGUUUCUAGGACAGAGGAUGAAAAGGAGGAGUAG